Cloeon dipterum is the source of this 3394-nucleotide messenger RNA. RefSeq names its product MAP kinase-interacting serine/threonine-protein kinase 1-like. The record is from RefSeq and is a predicted model, not a curated record. The transcript has 7 exons. Gene Ontology annotation, molecular function: calcium-dependent protein serine/threonine kinase activity; ATP binding; calcium/calmodulin-dependent protein kinase activity. Gene Ontology annotation, cellular component: nucleus; cytoplasm. The coding region runs from base 89 to 1525 and encodes 478 amino acids. Gene Ontology annotation, biological process: intracellular signal transduction; peptidyl-serine phosphorylation; protein autophosphorylation. Lineage: Eukaryota; Metazoa; Arthropoda; Insecta; Ephemeroptera; Baetidae.
CAAAUUCACCCAGAAUGCGCAAAAUGAAAAGAAGGGCCGCAGCAAUCGAUCGAGUCGCCCUCUCUCGUCAGCUAGCGAUGAGGCAGCCAUGGCGGCUGUGCGGGAAGAGCCUCAGCGGGAGUUCGGAGGUCGCAUACUGACGGCGUUCGACCCCAAUCGGAUCUUCAUGCACCAAAAAGAGGCCCCCGUCCAGCCCCCGCUAGCUCAGUUAGAUGAGACCUUCGAAGAUGGUGAGGUUGUGUUUAUGCAAGACAUCGCAGCUCGUAAGGAGCAGGCUAAGGCAACCAGGCGCAAGAAGAAGAGGACAUGCUCAUCCAGCCUCAUGGCCUCUACCUUCCCAGAGAUGUACCGUCUGACGGGAGAGAUUCUGGGUACUGGUGCUUAUGCUUCGGUGCAGACCUGUGUGAAUGUGUGGACGGACAUGGAGUAUGCAGUUAAGAUCAUUGAGAAAGUGCCUGGCCACAGUCGCCAGAGGGUAUUCAAAGAGGUCGAAACAUUCCAUCAUUGCAACGGCCAUCCCAACAUCAUCCAACUGAUCGAAUUCUUUGAAGAGGAAGAGCGCUUCUACCUGGUUUUUGAGAAGGUAAACGGCGGACCGCUGCUGAACCGCAUCCAGGAGUAUGUGCACUUCACCGAAAAGGAGGCAAGCCAGAUCAUCAAGGACUUGGCCUCUGCCCUCAAUUUCCUUCACAAGAAGGGCAUCGCUCACCGAGACUUAAAGCCGGAGAACAUCCUGUGCGUUUCCAACGACGAGCUGUGCCCAGUGAAGAUCUGCGAUUUCGACCUUGGUUCAGGCAUCAAAUUCAAUGCUGAUCUUUCAUCUCCAGUCACCACUCCUCAACUGCUCACUCCUGUGGGAAGUGCAGAGUUUAUGGCCCCAGAAGUGGUUGAGGCCUUCGUGGGCGACUCUAGCUCUUAUGACAAGCGCUGUGACUUAUGGUCUCUUGGAGUUAUUGCUUACAUCUUGCUGUGUGGUUAUCCCCCCUUCUACGGACACUGUGGAACUGAAUGCAGUUGGGAGCAGGGCGGGACUUGUGAAAGCUGCCAGGAGUUGCUUUUUGAAAGUAUUCAAGAGGGAAGGUACGACUUUCCUGAAAGAGAAUGGGGUGCCAUCUCUGAAGAAGCCAAAGACUUGAUUCGGGGGCUGCUGGUGAAGGAGGCUAGCCGGCGGCUUUCAGCCGAGUCUGUAAUGCAACACCCUUGGGUGGCCAACGGACCCAGGGAGGAUGUUGCUCCUCUGACAACCCCUCAGAUCAUUCGCAGAAACAACAGUGCCAAGGAGUUGUCUGCAUUUGCUGAGAGUGCCAUGGAAGUGAACCGGGUGGUUCUGCAACACUUCAGCCUCAACAUGGACAUGAGUCACCUAACUUGCGCGAGCCAAGCGCGCCAGCAGGCGACCCGCAACAGUGAGAUCUUUGGGCUCGCCGACCCCAGCAAGUCGGGACUGGCGCAACGCCGCUUGCUGAGGGCGCAGAGCCUCAGCAAGGAGAAUGGAGGUUACGUCGCGCCCGCCCCCACUGGCUAGGCCCGACUUCCGCUUCGAUCGCCAUCUCUCAGUCACAAGUCAACCUUUGACGCGUCGCAUUUCUUUCAUUGAUAAGGUUGGAUUAAUAAUGUGAAAUAAUUUUCUAUCGUUUUGUAAAAGCUGGAUUAUUAUUUUUGUGCUCUGAGCUGCUUUUCACGCCCAAGCAAGUGAAGCUUUUCUUUCUUUUUUUUUAAUAGUUUGAUUAAGAGUCGGUGGCUGCAACGAGAGCACGCCGCUUUUCCCCCCCGGACCUUUCUCUAAACACUGCUUAAAAAUUCGUCGGUAUCAGGAGUUGGAGAGAAUUUUAAAGCUGCAUGCCGUCAUUAAAAUUACGAUUGAACCUAAUUGUAACUCGCAUAGUUCUGCUGCAACAUGUACUCUCAUCUAACUUCUCUCCGGCUUGUAAUUCGUAGCAUUUAGCAGAUGAAACACAAGACAGCAUAAUUAUCUAUGUACUCAAAACUCAACUUUCAGUGACGAGAAGUAGCUAAUCGAUUGAUUGAGUACGUGAGAAUUGUCGACAAAAUCUGUCUUGAACGAGCAUUCAAGAAGUUAGCCUCUCCUCUAAAAUUAAAAACAGCAAUAUUUGUUGGUGACACAACACAAUGUCCGUCUUAAAAAGCGUAAAGUGCUCUACCUCAAUUGGAUGAAUCACUACUUGUUAUUUUUUCACUUGAGUCAAAUCCAAGCAGCAGAGCUUUUGACACCAUGUUCAAAUCACACCAAUUCUCUGCUGGCUUGUGAGUGGAAAAACACAAAGAGCGUGGUCCUGUUUGAGAAACUGGUCCAACACAAUUUAUUAGAAAAUCGUUGAGUCAUUUAUUUUUACUGAAUUGUGCGCUUUCCUCGUCGCAUCACUGCUGCGCUUCAUCCAUUUAGUGAGUAAUACGCCUGCUUGCAAUUGUAAUCACUUUAGAAAAACGAGCACGGCGAAUUGAAAAUCCAUUUAGUCUUGAUUAUUUCGUGAAACCAGUCUGUCUUGUCUUCGUUUUGUGACAGUGGUGAUGUUUAAAGAGGAUGAUGCUUUUUUACUUGUCAUAUUACACUUAUGCAUCAAAAAAGAGAUACUAUUUCUAAAAUCGUGUAGCAUAAACCCUUCCAGAAACAACAGACUUUUGUUUUGAGCGCUGGCUUUCUAAAAACCAGCCAAAGUACAAUACACACAAAAUAUAUAUUUAUGCUUGACUGCAUGAUUCGAAUUGGCUCUAAUUUUAAAUAGCUAUUUUGGAUGUUGACUGCAGAAAUGUUCCUUCAAAAGCGUGAGUGCAAGGGAGGAAGGGUUAGCUCAACAUAAUGUACCUUAUUACAAAAAUGAAAUCUCCUGUUACUGCUUGAGUAUGGACACCAACACUCUGAUUAACACGGGAUUUGAUUCUUUUUGUAUGAAUGAGCUAAGCUGUGAUAGUUAUCGAAUAAUCAACGGUUAAAAACAACAACCAUCAAAAACACAUUUUUAUAUUUUCCGUGGCCAUAUAAAAGUAGAAACAAAGUGGGAAAUACCAAAAAUUUGUGAAAUUCGAGAUGAUGAUUGAUUGUGGGGAAAGAUUGAGUAACACACAUACUACAUACUUUCAAGUGUAAAUCAACUCACACAAUUGUCUCUGAAUGUACUCUCCUUUUUGGCUACAACUAUGUAAUGAUUUUGUUAAGGAUUGUAGAUUAAUUUUUUAUUGUUAAAUGCCAGACCUCCGAUUAAGUUUAAGGAGUUAGGAACCACGCGGAAGAUUAUGGAGAAAUAAUAUCAUCUCUUAGAAUACAAUGGAGAGAAUUUGAUAAUGAAUGACUGACUUAAAAAUAAUUAUGUACAUUCUUGUGAUGGAGGAGUUAUAUAAAUGUAAAAUUCGAAUAAAAAGAAUUUUUCUAGCCAAA